Messenger RNA from Biomphalaria glabrata, 2134 nucleotides. RefSeq names its product inhibitor of growth protein 3-like. The transcript is spliced from 11 exons. Bases 283 to 1404 code for a protein of 373 amino acids. Gene Ontology annotation, biological process: regulation of DNA-templated transcription. Gene Ontology annotation, cellular component: NuA4 histone acetyltransferase complex. The record is from RefSeq and is a predicted model, not a curated record. Lineage: Eukaryota; Metazoa; Mollusca; Gastropoda; Planorbidae.
UUCACAAAUGCAGAUCUAUUUUGCGAAAUAUAUUUUUCACUGUAGCUGUUAACCAAUCAUAGUUGGUCUAAAUUAAUGGCCGCAUUCCUUGUGCAUUAACAUCCUAACUAAAAGAGUCGAAAAUGCUUUAUCUGGAGGAUUAUCUGGAAUAAUGAAAGACAGACUUCAUGUUUAUCAUUACAAGUGUUACAGAGGAAAUGUAUGUGCAUGUGAAAUCUAUGCAAACAAAGCUUUCCCAUUUCUCCAGGCAAGCAAGUAAAAACAGUGAUUGAGAAUCUUCCCAUGGAAAUGAGGGAGAAGUUAACAGAAAUGAGAGAAAUGGAUUUGCAGGUUUCAAAUACUUUGGAUACUUUAAAUGAAACAGUCAAAACAUUUUUCAAGAAGUGUAUGCAACCAUCAGUCAAAAAAGAGUGGAGGGAAGAGCAGUUCAAAAAGAUCAAAGAGGAAUAUUAUAAAGCUUUGGAAGAUACAGAUGAAAAAGUGCAACUUGCUAAUCACAUUUAUGAUCUGGUUGAUAGGCAUUCCAGAAGACUUGAUCAAGAACUUUCCAAAUUUAAAAUGGAACUUGAAGCAGACAAUGCAGGAAUCACAGAAGUGUUAGAAAAACGUUCAUUAGAACUGGACAAGCCUCCUCCUAGUCUGACUAAUCAUAAAUCAGAAAAGCGACGACUUACACAUAACCAAUCGUCUUUCUCAAAUCACACAGAAAAAAAACUUGCCACUGAGGUUUUGUCUAAUCUGGCCAAUGAUGUCGUGAGAGAAUCAUUUGGUCAGAGGCGACCUAGCUCCACAUCUAGUUCACCUGCAGUAAAAAUGUUUAGCUCAAACUCAUCCAAUGCCAGUGGUAUCUCAUAUACACUGGGCAAUAUAGGAGCUGGCAAUCCAGCUAUAGCAGCAGCUGCUUCACAAGCCAUAGCUGCAACACAACAGUUAUCUCAGGGUCGUCGUACAUCUAGUAUGAAAGCCAGCUAUGACCUUAUGAGCAAGAACCCAGCAGUUUUACCUAAAGAUAUCAGUUUAAAUGUUACACAGUCUGCCCCCACUACUCCAGAGCCAAGAUCUCAAAGAACAAAAAAACAAACCACUAAAGCAGCAGCAUUAGCUGCGGCCCAGCAACAACAUUCCACAACAAGCGCUAAUGCAUCCCAGCCAUCUACCCCUCGGGUAACAGAAACGGAAGAAAUGUCCACAGAUGUACAGGUGGAUGAAUGGACUGCUGAUCCUAAUGAGCCAAGAUAUUGUCUAUGUAACCAGGUGUCUUAUGGUGAAAUGGUUGGAUGUGAUAAUAAUGAUUGCCCCAUUGAAUGGUUUCAUUAUGGAUGCGUUGGAUUAUCUCAAGCACCUAAAGGAAAAUGGUACUGCCCCCAAUGUACAGCAGCAAUGAAAAGACGAGGGCGCCGAUAAUAUGGUGUAAAUGUUUAGUGUUUAUGUUAAAAUAUGAUAAUUAAUUUUUAAACAAAAGUCUCUGGGUUUUUCAGAUACUAUAUUCUAUUAGUAUCUUUAGAUUACUGCAUCUGAUAUGUUCUGUUAUUAUCCUAACCAGUAUAUCAAAAAUUUCUUAUUACAAAUUUUGGUGCACUUGAAGUGUUACCAGAUGUUGCCGACUUGUAUUUCUUUUUUAAAAGCAACUGAAACAAGAUAAAGUAAAAAUCAUAAACAAAAUAUUUUGGGGUUCUGUUAGAAAUUAAAGUCCCAAAAAUAUUGUUUCAUUCCCAUGUUGUACUGAUGUUAAAAAUCUGGAACCCCCCCCCCCCCAAUCAUGUCAAGCUGAUUUAAACAUUUAACAAAGAUUGACCUUUGAAUUUACAUUUAUUUAAGUAGAAUAAUACUUCUGGAACAAAUUCAAUUGGCAAAAAGUGGUCACAAUGUAUUUUACUAUUUCUAUUAUUGAAAAAUGUUGAAUGAAAUAUAGCUAGUGAAACUUUUUUUUAGGACUUUAGUUAUAGUUUAAUGCUGGUGCUAACUUCUGUUUUAAAGGUUGUCCAUAAAAAAAAAGUGUAUAGCCUACAUGUAUAUAAAUUAAAUUUACUGUAUACAUAAUCAGCGCUUGUAUAUGAAGUCAUUCAAGUGAUUGUAUCAUAGAUAUAUUGUAAUAUAGAUCUGUACAUUUGUAAAAUAUAUUUCUUUCUUCUGU